Messenger RNA from Vicia faba (fava bean), 2379 nucleotides. The record is from the annotation of a GenBank genome assembly. NCBI's taxonomy places the organism in Eukaryota, Viridiplantae, Streptophyta, Magnoliopsida, Fabales, Fabaceae.
AUGAUUCCUAUACUUACUGAUGGUGGAUUUUCUGGUUGUGGAACAAGUGAAUCAAAUGGAUAUGUAGAAUGCAUUGAUUAUCAGGGUGAAUCCCCUGAUGAACAAGCUCUAGUUUCUGCGGCCUCUGCAUAUGGAUACACUCUUUUUGAGCGGACAUCUGGACAUAUUGUUAUUGACAUCAACGGUGAGAAACUCAGGUUGGAUGUGUUGGGCCUGCACGAAUUUGACAGUGUGCGAAAGAGAAUGUCUGUUGUUAUUCGGUUUCCUGACAAUGUGGUAAAGGUGUUUGUCAAAGGCGCUGAUACAUCAAUGUUUAGCGUUUUGGAAAAUGUUUGCGCACCCUUGUGGUUGCCUCUAGAAGUCUAUCUGAUGCUGAACUUGAGGAGUGGCAAAGCAGACAAGCUGCAAGAGGGUGUACCAGAAGCCAUUGAGUCCCUACGGCAAGCUGGAAUCAAGGUCUGGGUUCUUACCGAUGAUAAACAAGAGACGGCAAUUUCAAUUGGUCUUUCCUGCAAACUUCUCAGUGCAGAUAUGCAACAAAUUGUUAUAAACGGCACUUCAGAGGAGGAAUGCAGAAAUCUUUUGGGUGAUGCAAUAGCCAAAUAUGCUGUGAGAUGUUCAAGUAGAGGGCACCAGAAUCUGAAGCAUAAAACCAAUGCUGAACAUGGCGCACUUGAUAUUCCUAAUUGUUCAAAGUCAAUGAGUUUGCCCAAAUGGAAUCUAGGAAAGGAAGAAGGAGCUGAUACUCCAUUGGCACUUGUAAUUGAUGGGAAUAGUUUGGUUUAUAUUUUGGAGAAGGAACGGGAGUCAGAGCUCUUUGACCUUGCAAUUUCCUGUAAGGUUGUACUUUGUUGCCGUGUUGCACCCUUGCAGAAGGCUGGAAUUGUUGAUCUGAUAAAGAGCCGCACAGAUGAUAUGACACUGGCCAUAGGUGACGGGGCCAAUGAUGUGUCAAUGAUCCAAAUGGCAGAUGUUGGUGUUGGAAUAUAUGGGCAGGAAGGACGUCAAGCAGUGAUGGCAUCAGAUUUUGUUAUGGGGCAAUUUCAGUUCUUGAAAAGAUUACUUCUUGUUCAUGGACACUGGAAUUACCAGCGUGUCGGUUAUUUAUUUUUGUACAACUUCUACCGCAAUGUUGUCUUUGUGUUGAUGUUAUUUUGUAUGGCAGCACCUCAACUUAUUGCAGAAGAUUGGGUAGCUUGCGACAGAUGCCAGAAAUGGAGGCUUCUACCUACUGGCUUAAAGCCAGAGCAACUUCCAGAGAAAUGGUUGUGUGUCAUGCUUAAUUGGCUGCCUGGGAUGAAUUCUUGUGACUUCAGUGAGGAUGAGACAACAAAGGCAUUGUAUGCUUCAUAUCAAGUGUCGAUUUCUGAGGGUCAAAAUAACUUGCAAACGCAUGCCUCUGAAACUGCAUUUGGAGUGAGCUCUGCUGAUGCAUCACAGUUUGGUCUGAAUCACAAAAAGUCCAAUUCUAACGUGUUACUUUACCAAGGAAAGAAGAAACCUGUUUUUAAGGAAAAGAUAAUGUCAGGAAAGCUCAAUGCUCAAGUAUCAGGAAAAAAUAGAAACUUGAAUCAACAUUCUACAGAUUCUAAACCAAUGAAGAUGAAACAUCCCAGCAGGUCUAACAACACGAUAGAAGAGAGACAUGUGUCCGAAGAGAGAGAAAAGCAAACAAGUGAAGGUACCAGAAAGUAUAUUAAGUUGAAACGUAAGACAGAUGCUGAUCAAACUAGUUCUGGAACUCCUAAGAAAUCAAAAACUGAACAUGUUCCCUAUGUUGAUAAACAACUGAAUCCUGGCACAGGCCUUGGGAAGGUGGUUCCAAAACAAGAGGCUGUAAUACAAUUUGUUAUUGACGCAAUUCAAGCGGAAGCUUUUAAUCCCAAUACUCUUUUUCUGAUUGGCAGCUAUACAAUUGGAAAAGAAAGGCUAUUCUUGGAGGUUGCUCGUUCGCUUCGCAAAAAGGUUUACGUAACUACAGCAAAAUUACGCCUUUUAAACUGUUUAGAAUUUACUGAGGAGGAUAUGCAGUGGUUUACUUCAAAUGAGCAUGAAAGCAAUAUUCAUGUUGCCCCUAUGUGGACACUCGCAAGCUUCAAAAGAUUGAAGCACAUAUCAAGUCAAUAUGCGAGUCGGUUCAGUCUUAUAGUUGCUUUCUCUCCUACUGGUUGGACAUUUGGCAAAGGUAAAAAGAAGUCUCCUGGAAGAAGGUGGCAGCAGGGUACUGUUAUAAGGUAUGAAGUUCCUUACAGUGAGCAUUCCAGCUUUACAGAACUCAAAGAGUUUGUAAAUUUUGUGUCUCCCAAUAACAUUACACCAAGUGUGAAUAAUGAUGGACCAGAAUCUGCGGAAGCAAUGGUUUCUCUCAUGUCAACUUGA